CCAAACAAUAUCUUGCUAGAAAACUCGGUUCUUCAACAGUGUUAUCCGAAACUCGAUAUUCACUGAUUUGCUUAGAAAUUACGGCAGUUAUCUUCUUAAGCAAAUGCUCCAGUACGAUAUAUGCGGACAAAUGCAAGUUAGAUAAUACAAAUGAAAAUAAUUACCAAAUUACUAUUACGAUUGAAGAAACGACUAGUUCAGCUAAAGAACAAAGGCUUAGUUCACAGAGGUCUUUUAAUUCAAGCAAACGACAGUCUUCCAAACUUAGUACAAAAAUUAAUGAAGGGCAAAGAAAGAGACCUGGAAGUUUGGAUCUUUUAGAUAUUCCUAUCGAAACAAAACCAAUAGACAUGGAGAUG
Racocetra persica is the source of this 359-nucleotide messenger RNA. The record is from the annotation of a GenBank genome assembly. NCBI's taxonomy places the organism in Eukaryota, Fungi, Glomeromycota, Glomeromycetes, Diversisporales, Gigasporaceae.